Oncorhynchus kisutch (coho salmon) is the source of this 4360-nucleotide messenger RNA. RefSeq names its product ATP-binding cassette sub-family A member 3-like. The annotation marks the transcript as partial. Gene Ontology annotation, molecular function: ATP hydrolysis activity; ATP binding; ABC-type transporter activity. The transcript has 25 exons. Gene Ontology annotation, cellular component: membrane; intracellular membrane-bounded organelle. Gene Ontology annotation, biological process: transmembrane transport; lipid transport. NCBI's taxonomy places the organism in Eukaryota, Metazoa, Chordata, Actinopteri, Salmoniformes, Salmonidae. The record is from RefSeq and is a predicted model, not a curated record.
GUCAGCUACCACCUGCGGUUCAGCUUUAGUCCCCGUAAUGCCCCGGCCAAGGAGAAGUCUGAGCUAAACAUCAACAAUGACUUUGACUGGCACACUCUCAACUUGUUCCCCCUCUUCCAACUGCCCGGGCCCAGGGAGCAGUACGACCUCCAGGGGGGCACGCCUGGUUACUUCCGCGAGGGCUUCCUGGCAGUGCAGCAUGCGGUCAACAAGGCCAUCAUGCGUUCCUAUAACAGCACAGGAGCAGCCUGGCUCCUCUACCACACCCGGGUGGUCCUCCGCCGAUUCCCCUUCCCGCCGUUCAUCUACGACGUGUUCAUCCUGGCCAUCCAGAACCAGCUGCCCCUCCUCCUGGUGCUCAGCCUCACCUAUACCUCUCUGAACAUCGUGAGGGCCGUGGUACAGGAGAAGGAGAGGAAGCUCAAGGAGUACAUGCGGAUGAUGGGCCUCAGUAACUGGCUGCACUGGACGGCCUGGUUCCUCAUGUUCUUCCUCUUCCUCGCCAUCUCCAUGUUCUUCGUCACGCUGCUCUUCUGCAUCAAGGUGAGCCCUAAUGGAGCUGUGUUGACCUAUAGUGACCCCACCCUGGUCUUUGUCUUCCUGCUUGUCUUUGCCGUGGCAACCAUCAACUUCAGCUUCAUGAUCAGUGCCUUCUUCUCAAGAGCCAAUGUGGCGGCUGCGGCGGGCGGCUUCAUCUACUUCCUGUCCUACCUGCCGUACGUGUUCCUAUGGCCUCGCUACGACCUGCUUAGCCACGCCCAGAAGGUGUCUGCCUGCCUCAUCUCCAAUGUGGCCAUGGCCAUGGGAGCGCAGCUACUAGGCAUGUUUGAGGGCAAAGGCACGGGGAUCCAGUGGUGUAACCUGUUUGAGUCGGUGACGGUGGACGAUGACUUCUCCCUGGCCCAGGUGCUGGGGCUGCUGCUGCUGGAUGCCCUGCUCUAUGGCCUGGUGGCCUGGUAUGUGGAGGCUGUGUUCCCAGGGGAGUACGGAGUCCCUCUGCCCUGCUACUUCUUCCUACUGCCGUCCUACUGGUGCAGCAGCCCCCGCAUGGCCAUGGUGAAGGAAGAGGAAGACGUGGAGAAGGCUCUGAAGGGAGAGUUUAUCGAGGAGGAGCCAGCCGGACUGGUCUCAGGAGUCAAGAUCAAACACCUGAACAAGGAGUUCAAAGUGGGUAACAAGACGCGGCAGGCUGUCAAGGAUCUGACAGUGAACAUGUUCGAGGGCCAGAUCACAGUUCUGCUGGGGCACAACGGAGCCGGGAAGACCACCACACUGUCCAUGCUGACAGGUCUGUUUCCUCCCAGCAGUGGCAGGGCCUACAUUAACGGCUAUGACAUCUGUCAGGACAUGGCUCUGAUUCGCCACAGCCUGGGCCUGUGUCCGCAGCACGACGUGCUCUUUGACAACCUCACUGUCCAGGAGCACCUGCUAUUCUACACACAGCUGAAGGGGUAUUCCCAGGAGAAGAUUCCAGCUGAGGUGGACCGGAUCAUCAGGAUUCUGAACCUGGAGGACAAGCGACAUUCCCACUCCAAGACCCUGUCAGGUGGGAUGAAGAGGAAACUGUCCAUUGGCAUCGGCCUCAUCGGAGACUCCAAGGUGGUGAUGUUGGAUGAGCCCACGUCGGGCAUGGACCCGUCGGCGAGGCGGGCCACCUGGGACCUGCUCCAGGGCGAGAAGCGCGGGCGCACCAUCCUGCUGACUACGCACUUCAUGGACGAGGCCGACCUGCUGGGGGACCGUAUAGUCAUCAUGGCUGGGGGAGAGCUGCAGUGCUGCGGCUCUCCGCUGUUUCUCAAGAACAAAUACGGUGCUGGCUACCACAUGGUGAUCGUGAAGGAUGCGCUGUGCAACGUGUCUGAGAUCACACGGCUGGUCCACAUGUACGUUCCCAAUGCCACGCUGGAGAGCAGUGCUGGGGCUGAGCUCUCAUACAUUCUGCCCAAAGAGAGCACCAACCGGUUUGAGCUGCUGUUUGCAGAGCUGGAGAUGAACAGAGAGGAGCUGGGCAUCGCCAGCUAUGGAGCCUCUGUCACCACCAUGGAGGAGGUCUUCCUCAGAGUGGGGAAGCUGGUGGAUUCUAGCCUGGACAUCCAGGCCAUCCAGCUGCCCCCGCUGCAGUACCAACACGAGAGACGCUCCCACGACUGGACCAUGGACGACACCAGCAGCUACAGCGGCAUGACGGACGUCACCGACUUCACUGACAGCGGCACGCUCAUCUCCGAGGACUGCUCCAACAUCAAGCUCAACACCGGGGCCAGACUGUACAUGCAGCAGUUCUAUGCCAUGUUCCUGAAGCGGGCGCUCUAUAGCUGGAGGAACUGGAAGGUGAUUGUGGCCCAGUUCCUGGUGCCCCUGGUGUUCACCGUGCUGGCCCUGGUGGUGGCGAAGACCUUCCCCGGGCGCCACGACUCACCGCAGCUGAGGCUGGCACUGGGCCGCUACGGCCCCACCACCGUGCCCGUGGCCCUGGAGCCCGGCAAGGGACCGCUGGCAAUCGCCCUGGCACAGGUGUAUUCUUCACAAUUGGCCGCCCAGGAAGCCCAGGAUGUCAAUAUUAGGGACUUCACAGAGUACGUGCUCACCAAGACCGAGGAGGAGGGCGGGGCAUUCAACGAGCGCUGCGUGGUGGGUGCAUCAUUCAGAGGCGGAACGGGGAAGUUUGCAGAGGUCACGGCCUACUUCAAUAACCAGGGCUACCACACGGCCGCUACAGCCCUGAUGAUGGUGGACAACACCCUGUUCAAAAUGCUGGCCGGGCCCAACGCAUCGAUUAUGACUGGAAACAUGCCCAUGCCCCGCAACGUCUCCGAGAGCGCCCAGAGUCAGCUGACAGAAGGUCAGACAGGCUUUGCCAUCGCCAUCAACCUGAUGUAUGGCAUGGCAUCCCUGUCCAGUACCUUCGCCCUGCUCCUGGUCACAGAGCGUUCACUCAAGUCCAAGCACGUACAGCAGGUCAGCGGCGUCUACCUCUCCAACUUCUGGUUCUCUGCACUGCUCUGGGACCUGGUCAACUUCUUCCUGCCCUGCAUGCUCAUGCUGGUGGUGUUCCGGGCGUUUGGGGUCAAGGCCUUCGUAGCAGACAACCACCUGGUUGAUGUGUUAUUACUCCUGCUGCUAUAUGGCUGGGCCGUCAUCCCCCUCAUGUACCUGCUCAGCUUCCUGUUCUCCACCGCUGCCACCGCCUACACCCGCCUCACCAUCUUCAACAUCAUCAGCGGCACCGCCACCUUCCUCACCGUCACCAUCAUGACCAUCCCAGAGCUAUAUCUACAGGACCUGUCUCGUAACCUGGACAAGGUGUUCCUGCUCUUCCCUAACUACUGCCUGGGCAUGUCCUUCAGCCAGUUCUACCAGAACUACCAGUUCAUCACCUUCUGCACCCCCAACCCCGUGACCACGGCCUUCUGCCGUGCCUUCAACAUCACGUACCAGGAGAACUACUUCUCCAUGUCGGAGCCGGGGGUGGGGCGUUUCCUGGUGGCCCUGUCCCUGCAGGGUGUAGUCUUCAUCACCCUCCUCUUCAUCAUCGAGAUGCAGUGUGUCAAAACCCUCCGCCGCUUCCUCACCCACCUCGCCAGCAGACGUAAACAGUUGCCUCUGAUGGGGGAUGCGGCCCUACUGCCGGAGGACAGGGACGUAGCGGAGGAGAGGAAGAGGGUUCUGGAGUGUCAGCCCAUAGUAGAAUCUAUGGUGGGGAGCCCACUCAUUCUGCAGGACCUCAGCAAGGUAUACAGCAGUGGAGAAACAGUACUGGCGGUAGACAGACUCUCUCUAGCAGUGGGGAAAGGAGAGUGUUUUGGCCUGCUGGGUUUCAAUGGAGCAGGGAAGACCACCACCUUCAAGAUGCUCACCGGGGACGAGACUGUCACCUCUGGCGAUGCCUACAUUGACGGCUACAGCAUUCUGAGGGAUGUCAAGAAGGUACAGCAGCGGAUUGGCUAUUGCCCGCAGUUCGACGCUGUCCUGGAUCACAUGACAGGAAGAGAAACGCUGAGCAUGUAUGCUAGGCUCCGGGGGAUACCAGAGAAAUACGUGUCAGGCUGCGUGGAGAACGUGCUACGGUCCUUACUACUGGAGCCCCAUGCUGACAAACUGUGCCGCAGCUACAGUGGGGGCAAUAAGAGGAAGCUGAGUGCGGCUGUGGCUCUGAUUGGUGGACCCCCGGUAAUCUUCCUGGACGAGCCGUCCACUGGCAUGGACCGGUUGCUAGGCGACUGCUGUGGGACGCUUCCCCAGCACCUGAAGAGUAAGUUUGGCAGCGGCUACACACUACUGGCUAAAGUACGAGUGGACAAGGAGGUGGAGGAUAGCGACCUGCAACUCUUCAAGGACUUCAUCGAGAGCACCUUCCCAG